GUGCAGGGCAAAAGGCCGUUGCGCAAGUGUCCAAUAAAAGGGUGUGAAGCAGAGGUGGUAGACCUCCCUCGACACUUAAGGGGUGUUCAUGGUUGGAGCAAAGAAAUGUCAAGAAAGGCAACAUCAAGAUAUGGGAUGAGAAAAAGUUUCCUGCCAAAACCUGUUAAGAAGAAGUCCGAAUCCGAUGACAGCAAAAAGAUACAUAAAGACUAUCACCGACACCGUCCAUGUCCGAUUGAGGGUUGCAAGUCAGUGGUGAAGCGCUUGUCCGCUCAUUUACGGCAAGUGCAUAGGGACAUCCCGGUAGGGUCACCUUUGUACAAAAAAACUUUGAAAGAAGCUGGUGCUACGAAAACGUGGAUACCUUCGAAAAAAGCUAAAUGUUCUCGUUCAGAGAUGGAUACAUUGCACUCCCCUUCGGAUCAGUCUGAAAAAGAGGUAGAGAUGACAAAUAACACUGAUCCUUCCGACGUACCGUCAAAUAACGAAGAGCUAGAAAUUAUGGAAUUGGCAGAAGAUGUUGAUUUCUCAAAUGAGGAACAACAGCUCGAUGUGAUGUUCUCCUUUUGCAGUUGGUUGCAGUCUGCAGAUGGCGGUAGAAAGGAUCCUAAGCUAUCCAAACAACAUGCCUCCCAGUUGUCCCGUAUUCUGGAAAUAAUUGACCCAACAAAGAACUUGAGGUCUUUGUUUAGAAAGAGUCUUCUUCGGGACAUUUUUUUAAAGCAUGCAGAAACGAAGUAUACCGCUGAUACCAUUAAGGCGUAUCUUCUCAGUUUGAGGCAUUUCUGUUCGUACGUGACAUCAGAGAAACCUGAGUGUGUAGAUGUUGAUCCUGCCCUUGUCAGCCAAAUUGCAGAGAAAGCACGUCUUUGGUCCAUGUCUUACAAAAAGGAUAGCAAACGGAGGCAUCUAGAGAAGAUGAACAAGGACCUCAACAACCUAGUUCAAAAUAUCGGCCACGCCCAUCUUUAGAUAAUAUCCUGGUUGGUGAUCAUCGUGUAGAGCGGUCUGACAAAGCUAGGAACAUAGGAGUUGUUUUUUUAUGAGACCUUGUCACUGGAUAAGCAUGUGAGUUCCGUUUGUAAAUCUGCUUUAUUUCAUCUUCGGAAUAUCGCGAAGAUUAGAAUGUAUCUGACUUCCGAGAGCACAAAGACCCUCGUCCAUGCUUAUGUUACUUGUCGACUGGACAAUUGUAACUCGUUGCUCCUCGGGUCACCGGAGUAUAUUAUUCAGAAGCUCCAGCGCGUUCAAAACUGCGCUGCACGCCUUGUAGCUGGGCAACCUAGGGCUGCGCACAUUCGCCCCGUCCUUAAGGAGCUACACUGGUUACCUGUGGAGCAGCGAAUUACCUUUAAAGUAUUACUGUUAACUUUUAAAGCUCUCAAAAACCUGGCGCCUCCGUAUUUAAGUCAACUUAUAGUCCCAUAUAACCCUACAAGAAAUCUUAGGUCAGCUAGCAAACAUUUAUUAGAAGUACCGAGUGUGCGCCUGAAGAGCUAUGGGGACAGGGCCUUUUCGGUCGCUGCCCCAAAGCACUGGAAUGAUAUUCCCUUAGACAUUAAAUUAAGUGGAUCAGUUUAUGUUUUUAAAUCUAGAUUGAAAACUUAUCUUUUUAGACUCGCUUUCAGUUGACUUUUUGUUUUGGUGCUAUUGUUAGUUAUUUUUUUUUUUUUGAUUGUAAAGCGAUAUAGAGCUUUUGUAUAUACCGCUAUACAAAUAAAGUUAUUAUUAUUAUUAUUAUUAUUAUAUAAUCAAUGAGUUUGAACGGAGUGAGUCGGCACGGAGCGUUGUCGGAUACAUAGAAAAACUCACUGGAGCGCAUUCACUGGUUGUAAACCAAGCCGUGUACACUCUUAUCAGAGAUUUUCUACUCCUUGAAAUUACCAUUGCAAAUGCACACCGAUCUGGCGUGUUAGCUAAUAUGACAGUUGGCGAAUUUAAGGCUGCAAAGGAAAAGCAGGAUAGCAUCGUCCUAAGUGUCAAGAAGCACAAAACAGCGGACACUCACGGCCCAGAGAAUGAGAAUGAGAGUGACGAAGCUUACGUAUUUUUGUCUUGGAAUGGGGAAAAGAUGGAGUCUGGCCAAAUCUGCACUGCUAUAAAUGCAGCGUGGGGAAAAGGCGGAAUGCAAGGGCACAUCUCAUCAACUUUGUUUCGCAAGUCUGCUGUCACGAAUGUGCACGCGCGGCAUAACGAGUUGAGAUCAGAUUUGGCCGACCUUAUGGCGCAUAAAGAGACCACCGCACAGAGAUUUUAUCGCCUUAAGGAAAAGGAAGAAGCAUGUCUACAAGCUGCAUCCAAUCUUCCUUGCAUUAUGAGAUUGUCUAACCAGAAAGAAAUGGAGAACCAGCCUGAAGCAGCCGGCACGAAAUCUGAUGAUGGUGCUUCAGGGACAGUUGGCGACAAAAACACCGCUGUUGAAAGUUUCAAGGAACGUAUAGAGUGGAAAGAGGAAGAAGUGAUUGCCUUAAGAAAGGUCUUCGCCAAAGAAAUUGAAUCGAAAUCAGUAACCAUGGCAGCUGUUAAGAACAAGACUGAAGGCCAUCCUACCCUCUCUGAUCUCAGCCCGAGAAGGGUUUAUGAUAAGAUUCGAAGCGAGUGGCGGUAUAGCGACAACAUCAGUGCGGCUGACGAGCAACCUUCGGCUGAAUUGCCCAAAGAGAGCGACUCUCUGACUGACAAGAUAGACCGAUUCUUUUCAAAUGAUCAAAGUAGUGUAUCCUUUGAACCUCCCUCAAAUUCAAGCUAUGUGAGCCAUAAUAUCUUCAGUGAUGAGCAGAGAAAGUGUCUUCUCAAAGUGUGUGGUGGCAUCGUAAGAUGUGGCGUAAUCUCACAAAAAGCGACGAAGGAGUUACUUGAGAAAGACGACUUUGGUAAAGACAUUUUACGUCAGUUUACUAUAAAACAAAUUAUCAAUCGUUUAAAAUACGAAAGACGGUUAAUUCGAAAUAAGUAA
This is a messenger RNA of Porites lobata, 2956 nucleotides long. The record is from the annotation of a GenBank genome assembly. Lineage: Eukaryota; Metazoa; Cnidaria; Anthozoa; Scleractinia; Poritidae.